Messenger RNA from Williopsis jadinii, 827 nucleotides. RefSeq lists its product as uncharacterized. NCBI's taxonomy places the organism in Eukaryota, Fungi, Ascomycota, Saccharomycetes, Phaffomycetales, Wickerhamomycetaceae. The transcript has a single exon. Bases 150 to 818 code for a protein of 222 amino acids. The record is from RefSeq and is a predicted model, not a curated record.
GUGGUUUUUUUGCGCUUUGUGUGUGAAAAAUAUUCUGAGAUUCCUUCACAAUUCUUUGCCAAUUCUCUCAAAAGUUUUGAUAUUUUGUUCACAUUUGUUCACAUUUGUUGAUUUCCGUUGUUGUUGAGCUUACUUUGGUCGGAGAAGCGAUGACAUCCUCGGUACACACGAAUUCACACAUAUCGAGAAGGGCGUCUAUAGCUGCCACAGCGCCGUACACGAUACCUGGGAAGGUAUCGCCGGAGAAGGGUCCACAGCACAGUCAUCAGCAUCAUCAUCAUCAUCAUCAUCAGCAUCACAGCGGCAGCAGUCACGGCCAUGCACAGAAGGAGCUGAGCUCCAGCGUGCCGUUGCUAUCGCGAGAGUUUGUAGUGAGAAGAAUCAGCGAAGGUGAGACGGGCAGGCUCAAAGAGGAGUUGAAGUGUGAGGCGUGUGGGAAGGGCUAUAAGCACAUAUCGUCGCUGGCGAAGCACCUCUGGGAGCACACGCCGGAGUGGAACGUGACGAAGAAGCUCCUGAUCUCGAAGCACCAGCAAGUGCAGUUGUUGGAGGCUGCGAGUAUAUUGAUCAGCAUGAAUGAAAAGGAUGAGGACGGCAUCAAGUUCAACCCGCAGUAUAGAGACAAGCACCACGACUCGCCGCCAGUCCAGUCGACAGUACCGCUGAAGCAGUCGAGAAUGCCGUCGAUCUCGAACGAGUCCACAUAUGUGCUCCCAAAGCUGGAUGAGGUUGCGUCUCCAAAGAUGGGCGGAGACGACCAGCUACACAGUGACACCAGGGAGGAUGAAGAUGAUAGUGUAUUCGGCAACAUGGAAUGAGCCUGGGGG